UCUCCUCCUCCCCCAAGCUCCAACCUCUUUAUAAACCGCCACACCCCAGUACCACUGCCCCACCCCACCCCAUCCUCUCCUCUGAUUCAUACCACAAAGCAAGAACCUGAAAGCAACCACACCGCACCAUCUUUGCCAUCUCCAAGAAAGAGCCCAUCCCCUUCUGCUUCAAGAAGCCUUUUUGAGAUAUUGAGUUUUCGCCAUCCAUCACCAUGAUCCAAGAACUGCUCGGAGGGGCAGCCAUGGACCAGCAGCUGAAGAGCAUGAACGAUGGGAACCCGGCAUCUCUUCCCCUGUUGCUGCACCCUAUCGUCUCCAACCCGUCGCCCACGUCGUCCUCGUCGACGUCGUCACGCUCGUCAGCGCAGCAGCAGCGGUCGACUUCGGCGACGUCUUCGCCGCAGGGGCAAGGGCAGGGGCAGCAGCAGGGGCAAGGGGCGGAGCAGGCGCCGCUGCGGUGCCCCCGGUGCAACUCGUCCAACACCAAGUUUUGCUACUACAACAACUACAACCUCACCCAGCCGCGCCACUUCUGCAAGACGUGCCGCCGGUACUGGACCAAGGGCGGCGCGCUCCGCAACGUCCCCAUCGGCGGCGGCUGCCGCAAGCCGCGCCCCAUGCCGACGCCAGCGAAGCCGGCGGUCUCCUGCAAGUCCAUGGGUGGAGCGCCGUCGCUGGGCCUCGGCGUCGGCUUGGGCAUGGGCGCCGGCCCCGCGCCCUGGGCGUCGUCGCAGCAGGCGGCCGCCGCGCAGCUCAUGGCGCUGCUCAACAGCGCCAGGGGCGUGCAGGGCGGCCACGGCGGCAGCAACAUGCACAGGCUCCUCGGUCUCGACACCAUGCCCCACCUGCCCCUCCAUGUCUUGCCUGGCGGUGGCAAUGCCGGUGGCGCGCCGGCGUCGCUGUGGCCGCCGGCCGCGCCGCGUCCCAUCCCAACACCGCCGCUCAUGGACUCCCAGAUCGGCAUGGGGGCGCUGGGGCAGCACGACGUGCUGUCAAGCCUCGGGCUAAAGCUGCCCCCGCCGUCGUCGUCGCCCGCGGCGAGCUACUACAGCGACCAGCUCCACGCGGUGGUGAGCAGCGCCGCUGGACGCCCACACGAGUACGACGGGCCCGGCGCCACGUCCCUCCCCUGCACCACCGCGGCGACCUCCCUCCCACCGGCCGCGUCGGGCGUCUCGGCUGCGCUGAGCAGCGCCACGGUCGGGCUAGACCUCCCGCCGGUCUCCCUACCCGCGCCCGAGAUGCAGUACUGGGCCGGCCCGGCGGCGAUGUCCGUGGCGUGGCCGGACUUGCCCACCCCCAACGGCGCGUUCCCAUGAGAGCCGGACCCGACGUACGCGGCUGUUACUACAUGACACACUAGCUAGUACGUGAUCAGUAGCUGGAUCAUCAGUUCAGCCUUCGGUGUAGCUUUAUCGUGCGCGGUUUGACUGUGUUUUGAGUGAGAAGCAAAUCCACUCGGGGGGAGGUUAAUCGAGGGUGUUUAGUUACUGUUGUUUUUGUUGAUCAGUGGGAGAACGGGAGUAACUUUUAA
This is a messenger RNA of Panicum hallii, 1534 nucleotides long. RefSeq names its product dof zinc finger protein 4-like. Bases 213 to 1319 code for a protein of 368 amino acids. The record is from RefSeq and is a predicted model, not a curated record. The transcript has a single exon. Gene Ontology annotation, biological process: regulation of DNA-templated transcription. Gene Ontology annotation, molecular function: DNA binding; DNA-binding transcription factor activity. NCBI's taxonomy places the organism in Eukaryota, Viridiplantae, Streptophyta, Magnoliopsida, Poales, Poaceae.